Messenger RNA from Acaulospora morrowiae, 261 nucleotides. The record is from the annotation of a GenBank genome assembly. Lineage: Eukaryota; Fungi; Glomeromycota; Glomeromycetes; Diversisporales; Acaulosporaceae.
AUGGCUUUAUUAAAAGGCCUUGCCCUUCUGGUUAUUGUUAUUUUCCUCUUCUUUGAGAAUGCCAACACAAAUACAGAGGUGAACCAAAAUCAAGAAAGUGUUAUCCCACUACGCACACAUUCUAUUUAUGUACCCUACGUUGACCAAGACCUCCAAAAUCGUUGGUUUGACUUUGGUGCCGACACGGUUAUCAACACCAACAAGCAUAUACGACUUACUCAGGAUCGACAAUCUCAAGUAGGCUGGUUAUGGAGUCGUUUG